AUGCAUCUCCUGAAUUUAGGGACACUCCGUGCGGACGAAGGCUGGCUCCUGAGAGGUGCUCAAACUAGCACUCUUAGCGACCCCAAACCCGAAGCCAAGAGCCGUGAUCUCAUGUUGCUGGCAUGUUUGAUAGAGCACCCCAUUGAGGGUCUCAUUCUCUUUGAAACAGGGUGUGCUGAAGAUCUUGAAGUUAACUGGGGUGCACCUCUCACUGAUGUGUUCCCGAGAGUCGAGUAUACAGAAGCGCAGAAACUACCUGCCGCGAUCAAGGCGACGGGAAACGAUAUCAAGGAUAUCAAGGCGGUGAUCAUUGGUCACCUUCACCUAGACCAUGCAGGCGGGCUUGAACACUUCAUGGGCACUGAUGUCCCCAUCUACGUGCACGAGGAAGAGUUCAAACAUGCCUGCUGGGCCGUGGCCACCGGAGCAGAUCUCGGUGUCUACAUGCCGCAUUAUCUAGACUUGCAGCGCCUGAAGUGGGAGACGUUCGACGACGACCAUCUGGACAUCUUCCAGGGCAUCACCCUUCAUCACUCACCGGGCCACACGCCAGGGCUCGUCAUCAUGCAGGUAAACUUGGAGAAAGAUGGCACCUUCAUUUGGACCACAGACCAGUUCCACAUCUCGGAGAACUACGAGCUGAAGCAUCCACAUGGCUGGCUGGCGAGGGAUCAUACAGCUUGGAUUCGCAGCCUGAACAUGAUCAAGCGGCUGCAACGGCUCUUCGACGCAAAGUUGAUCUUUGGGCACGACAUGGAUGUUGCAAAGGUGAUGAUUGAGGCAAAACCGUUCUACGAGUAA
Molecule: messenger RNA, 801 nt
Organism: Thyridium curvatum
Lineage: Eukaryota; Fungi; Ascomycota; Sordariomycetes; Thyridiales; Thyridiaceae
Exons: 3
Coding region: 1-801 (266 amino acids)
Source: RefSeq, a predicted model, not a curated record